Messenger RNA from Cuscuta campestris, 1563 nucleotides. The record is from the annotation of a GenBank genome assembly. Lineage: Eukaryota; Viridiplantae; Streptophyta; Magnoliopsida; Solanales; Convolvulaceae.
CUUGAAAAGUCAUCUUUCUUCAUGGUUCCAACCCCCACCUUUGCUCCCGAAUUUUCUAAGUCCGAACUACCUCCCUCUCAAACUACCAACACCAUGCAGCCCACUACCCCAAAGAUUAUUUGGGAUGAAUAUGAUGACGAGGACUAUAAUCCCAUUUGGGAUGAAGAACUUGUCAAAGAGAAUGAAGAAGUGUUUGAAGACGCAGAGGAUAACCCGUUUUGGGUUACAGAGAUGAAAGAAGAAGAACAGGACGAGAAGACCCACGAGGAAGUCGUCACUCCUGACUCGGAAACCUCCGCUGGAGACCUAUCUUCAUUAACGGUACCUUGUACCAAACGUGUUGAGCUUUUGCAGGUCCCGUAUAAAGAGAGGAUUGAGAAGAGUCGUGACUCGAAAUGGUCCAUUCAGCCCGGCGACCUAGUAUGGGUUCACGUUCAUAAGGCGCGUUUAUUUAAUAAACGCAAGUCAAAGCUACAACCCCGAGACGAUGGCCCGUUUGAAGUGUUGGCAAAGGUUCUGGUUCUAGAAGAUUCACCGAGUUCUACACCAUCACAGAAACCCAAGAGCAUAAAAACUCUCGCUAGGGCUACUGUGGUGAUGUUACCUAAAUCCCUGCCUAGCCAAGUCCCAACCAGCAUAGUCGUACAGAAGGUGGAACAAACUCAAGGACCUGACUCAAAACCACCUAUGCUUAUUCAAGGACAGAAGGAGGAGGAAGUUUUGCCUAUGGCAAUAAGCGACCAUCUCCUUAAUUGUGUUGAAGACACACCUCGAGAGGAACCUGUUCUGGAGGAGAUAGAGCCCAUUACCUACCCCCAAGAUUCCAACGUUCAAGAGUCUGAGGAGGAAUCUAUAGACGAAGAAAUACCUAGCACAAAGGAACCAAUAACGUCUAUAGAUAAUCAUGCUUUAUCAGAAGACUUAGACCAAACUUUCUUUGACUCCCUACUUGACGGGUGUGACUUUGUCUGCCCGAAGGAUAGUUGGAGCGAAAAGAGUUGGGAUGAACUUCUGGUAAGUGACGAUGAGGACUCUGCCAUGGGGGAAAGCAAGAUCAUAGUCAUUGAACGACAAAUGGAUAGUCAGCCGAUUGAAGAUAAGGAAGAAAUCAAUUUCGCAAUCAAGGCUAAUGAUGUGGAUCUGUUGAGGAGACUUCCGCCACCACCCACCUAUCUAAAGUUUCCUCCGUAUAUCCUGUUGUCACCAAGCCGCAGGGACGAGUCAAGGAUCCUGGACCUUGACCAAGCGAGAAUUCAAACAAGGUGGCAUCAGAAGAGAGUCAAAAGGGCCAAACUUUAUGACUCUCGGAUCGGAAAGUCAUGGAAAAAGUGGCUAAGGCGUCAAGCUACGGACGUUAAAGAAGCGCUUAACGGGAGGCAACCCGUCAUUCAUUAAAUUAUUUAAAUAAGUUUUUGAGGUUAUGCUUGUCGCACCAGUUUUGGGGGCAAGAGUUAUUUUGUUUGUUUUCUUUGAUUUUCCAAAUGAGAGACCCGUAGGGAAUACCUUACAGAGGAAGCAAAGAAGAGGUCCAGCACGUGGUGAAAACAAAGAGUUUCUGCCAUC